UGGGCCCUAUGAUACCAAAAACAAAAGAGGAAUUUAUUUACAAGAUCCUAGAUGCAGAUGGAUCUAUUUAUAGACCUAGAGUGGUAGCUUCGCGACGAGACCCAGAUGGCAUCCUCUUAAAUGUGCUUGUGGAUAGUCCUGGUGAGAUUAAUAGAGAAACAUGUGCACGUGGUGUACAGGCGGAAGACCAUGAUUACUGGCAAAUUGUCUUACCGGAUGUCCCUGAGGAGAAGGAAGUGGGAGGCGAUCUGGAGAAUCCAAAUCCCUUGUGCAGUGGCACCCCACAGAUACCUGCUGCUGAUCACAGCCCAGUGACUAAAAGACUGUUUGAUGUGAUACCUGAGACAAAGUUGAAAUACACUGCAUCAUGUGAAAGUUUGAACUCUGCUGGGAGGAGCCGACCUCUAAGUGAUGUUGUUGAGGCAGCUCAGCUGGUGGAAGUCUUGGCCCAAGUCGGUGAGAAUUUGAGACAGCUGGCAUACAAUGGAAAUUAUAAGAGACUAAAAAUAUUCUCAGGUAUGGAACCUACUCCUCCAGGUGAAGAGACCUUUGAGGCCUGGAGAGAUGCUGCUUUGGUUGCUAUUACCGAUUGGCCUGGCUCUGGUCCUGCUUUAUGUCGCAAGAUCCAAGAGAGUUUGCGAGGGCCUGCAUUGGACCUAAUUAAGCUCCACCGAGAGGUGUGCCCACAAGAUGGUCCUGAGAAGUUGAUAGAAGUACUGGAAGAUACAUAUGGACCGGUGGAAGAUGAAAUUGAAAUGUUGUACAAAUUUCAGUCUUGCAUGCAGAAAGAAAAAGAGAAUCUGUCUGAGUACUUGAAGCGACUGCAGCAAAUGCUAAAAUUACUUGUUUGCCGAAGAAUCAUUGCUACAGAUCGUGUUGAUUCUAUGAGGCUACAACAGUUAUUCAGAGGGGCUUUAUCUAUGGAUCCCACAGCUGUGAUGUUGAGAUCUUUCUACAGAGGAAAGAAAGAACCAACUUAUCAGGAGCUGAUCCGGGAGAUCCGAAAGGAGGAAGUUAAUGUUCUGCGACGAGAGAAGAAAAGUCGUGGUUCUGAAAGGACAUACAGUGAUUCGCAGAAAGCGGAAGAGAUUGCUGAGUUAAAAAAACAGGUUGCUCAGCUCAAGGCUCGUGUGUCCGAAAAGGAAGAGGGGUCAACUAUGUCUAGAACCUCUUCAUUUCCUAAAGCAGGUGGUGCUCGCGGUGACCCACCAAAGUGCUUCCGUUGUGGCCGGUUGGGCCAUAUAUCCCCACACUGUCCGACGCAACGUGAAAAUGCUGCAGCUACAGAAGUUAUUUCAUAUGGCUGUGAUGUGAGGAAGCCACCCCAAAAGAGGUAUCGGAAGAGACGUAAUCAGGUGAGGUGUUACACCUGUGGUUGGUACGGUCAUACUUCCCACACCUGUGACUGGGGACGGAAUGAAGACUUCACUGAUGUAUAUGUGACAUCUUUUCCAUGUGAAGUGGAUAUUUGUGAAGAGAAAUCCUGUGGCACGAGGAUGGUCUCUGAGCACUCUGGCACCCCCAAUAAAAGUAAGAGACUGGGCCUGGGAAUGCGUAGACCUUCAGGCAGGGGAAGUGUCAGGGCAGUUAGUGAGAAAGCUUUCCCCUGUGUAUCUCCCCCAAAGGUUAGGGAGAAUAAGAAUGGUGAGAAAGGGCAAGCGAGGACGUUGCCCAUUCAAGCAGGGGGAGAAUGUAGGGAGGUAGUGCUGGGUCCCUGCACUUAUCCCCCUCCUGCUGCUGUUCCCUGUAGGGGGAUCCGAAUGGGCCGACAGGAUACUGGAGAAAACCCAGUGCAGAUGCUCCUCCGCCACCCCCUCUUUUCCGAUCAAAGAGGAAGGAGCCAGAGGUUUAAGUAUGCAAUGUGGCGUGGUGGCAGCAAGGGGAGAGGGUAG
Xenopus tropicalis (tropical clawed frog) is the source of this 1892-nucleotide messenger RNA. RefSeq names its product zinc finger CCHC domain-containing protein 12-like. NCBI's taxonomy places the organism in Eukaryota, Metazoa, Chordata, Amphibia, Anura, Pipidae. Gene Ontology annotation, molecular function: nucleic acid binding; zinc ion binding. The record is from RefSeq and is a predicted model, not a curated record. The transcript has 2 exons. Bases 9 to 1892 code for a protein of 627 amino acids.